GGGGGCGGGAGCCACGGCCGCUGGUAUACUUUGACAAGACCGCGAUGCUCAUAUGGAGACGUGACCGUCUGCUGAUGGCGCUAUCGACGCUAGGCUUUGUUCGCUGCUAUCUCUCCCCCAGGCUGGGCGGGACGUACCCGUGCAGCAGCCGUUCUGUACAGCAGCGGCUUUAUCGACGGUCGCGGUCUGCGGGCGACCGUAGCAGCAACGACGUCGUGGGCCCAAAGACUAGCGGCGGGGGUGCUGUUGAGCAGGACAGCCAUGUAGACGAAUGGGACACGUGGGAGUUUGGCACUUGGAAGACGCGAACACACAGCGAGAACGUGGCGGAGGCGGCUGCCCGGGCGGCCGGGCCCGCCAAGGUAUCGACAUUUAUCGGCACGAGGGCCCUAGUCGACCAGACGGCCCCCGACCUGGAGAGGGCAGUGGACCUUCUGAAGGGCUAUCUUUCGGAGGACAGGUUGUCUAGGAUGGAAGACGUGCUCGAUCAGCGCACAAGGAGUGCGACGCUUGUGUUCGAGAACCCUGCCAACCCAAACAACGUGUGGGCGUGCCUGAGGACUCUCGACUCGUUCGGAAUCCAGCACGCACACAUCGUGUCAGACCCCUCCACGUACUCCAAGCAGGCACGCCUGAAGACCAUGUGCACGGCUAUGGGCAGCCAGAAGUGGCUGACGCUCCAUGGACACGACAGACCUGAAGAUGCCGUAGCCAACCUCAAGGCAGAUGGAUACCAGGUGGUGGCGAGCGACCUCUCCCCAUCAGCUGUACCCAUCAGCGAGAUCGACUGGUCCGUGCCCACCGCGGUAGUGCUGGGGAACGAGGAGCGAGGCAUAUCGGACUCCAUGCGGGAUAUGGCGGACGCUACGUUCGUGAUUCCGAUGCGAGGGUUCGUGAGAUCGUUCAAUAUGUCGGUCGCGUGCUCCAUCAUCCUCGCACAUCUUAGCGCAGUCAGGGCGCUCAAGCACGGCGAUCUCUCGGAGGAUGAACGAAGAGAGGUCGCGGUGACCUGGCUCAUGCAGUGCGUACGGGGUUCGGAGCACAUCUUGAAGCGAGAAGGGAUCGACAUCCCGCAGGAGAUAUUCGGGACCGACAAGCAGCGGCCGCAGAACAUUGCCGGGUACCGUGUACGAUGAAGAGAAAAGAUGCCAAUGUGAUCCUACCGAAGCCUAGAUAUUUUAUCAAUAAAUAUGCUGCCAACGUGUCUUGAUUGAAAAUUUUGCCCUGUGUGUAGAGUUCUCCUGCGGUGUAUUGUAGGUGGGAAGAGGUGCGCGGGGAUCUGAGAUUGAUUGCAACGGGAGUUGUAGCAGGGAUGGAUGUGUGUCCACGGGGGGAGGGCGGGUUUGCGAGCUGUGGUUGUUCAAUCCUCAGUUUCCCGAGCUGUUGUGUGCGUUCCAUGGGUUUGUACUGAGGAAGCGGGUUGACACCUCGUUCGUUCAUGUUCAUGUAUUUGACGUAGUAACUAAAAUCACCACCAUACGAUCGCCAUUCGAUGAGGAAAAAUAUGAUGCGCGGUCUUGCUCACGGCAAUUUGUUGUCGACUGUGCGACACGACAGUCCCAACAUUGGUCCGGUCCCGAUGAGUUGGCUUCGCGAGAGGAGCCACACUCAACGUCAACCUGAGGGAGCCCCCGACGGUACAAGUAUCCAAACGGCGCAGGAUGCACGCCUUGCACAGCAGUUCAGUCCAGCGUUGUUCGUGAACUGCGAACGCACGUUUGAUGACAGCGUUUGUCGCCCAACCUCGUCGCUGAGAUUUCAAAGUGCCAUUGG
Ectocarpus sp. CCAP 1310/34 is the source of this 1773-nucleotide messenger RNA. NCBI's taxonomy places the organism in Eukaryota, Phaeophyceae, Ectocarpales, Ectocarpaceae. The record is from the annotation of a GenBank genome assembly.